AGUAAAUUAUUGGGAGCCUUCGAAAUGAACUGAAAGGUUCAUAUACCCCCUAUUCCCUGCACACCUAAUGUUCAUUAAACAUUUUUUUAACUUUUCAUUUUGAAUUAGUUUUAGACUUAAAACUGUUGCAAAAAUAGAAUUCCCACAUACUCUUAACCUACUUCUCCAUUUGAAGGGGGUUCAUGAGGGAAUGGUCAAGAAAGAAUUCUUGAAACAUGAAGUACAAAAAGGUGGUUUUAUUAUAGCACAGAGAUAGGACCCAUGGGUAGAAAGAGCUGCACUGGGAUUGUGAGGAGCAAUUGAUUAUACACUGUGGAGUUGGGGAAGGUAAAGACAAAGGAAGUUUCCGAAAGGAUUUUCAUAUGUUAAGACUUACAGGAUCAUGGAAACCUGACUAUUGUCAAACUAAGGUGGUUUUUCUCUCCAGCAAGGCAUUAACAUUAAGAUCAGGAGUUUCCUGGAGGAAUGUUAUACCCACCCGCCUCAGGACUACAGCAUACAUGAAUAUAGUUACCAAAUCAAGAAGUUUGCAACUACUGGGAGCUGACAAAGCAAAAACAAAAGCGAUUCUGUGAAAAUACAACUAUUUUUAGAAUAUCCUAAGCUAUUAUUUUAUGUUCAAGGGAAGAUUGCUUAAAAAAAAAGGAAGUUGCUUCUGUAAAUUAAAUGUGAUUUCUCUUUGGAGCAAGGAGGAUAUCCUGGAUUGAGGGUUGACAAGAGGUCUGUGCACAGAAUGUGAGAUCCACUGGGACAGGGACUGGAUUUAUUAUCUUCCUCACACCUAGAACCAUGCCAAUUGAGGACUCUGCACUUGUCCAAGAGAAGAAUCUAAAGAAAUCAGAGCAGCCCAGGUAGUUCUGAAAGCCAUGGCACAGGGGUUGGUAACAUUCAGGGAUGUGGCCAUAGAGUUUUCUCAGGAAGAAUGGAAGUGCCUGGAACCUGCCCAGAGAAACUUGUACAGGGAUGUGACUCUGGAGAACUUCAGUAACUUGGUGUCACUAGGACUUUCCAUUUCUAAGCCUGACCUCAUUUCCUUACUGGAGCAAGGGAGAGAACCCUGGAUGACUGCAAAUGAUAAGACAGGACCAUGGUGUCCAGAGCUGGAGUCCAGGUGUGAGAAAUUUCCACAAAAAGAUAUUUUUGAAGUAGAGUCAUUCAAUUGGGAGAUCAUGGAAAGCCUUAAAUGCUGUGAUUUUGAGGGCUCCAGUUUUGGAGAUGACUGGGAAUGCAAAGGCCAAUUUGAAAGACAACGAGUAACUCAGGAAUGCUGUUUCAAGCAAGUAAAAAUCACAUAUGAAAACAUGCCCACUUUUGAGCAUCAUACAUCCCUCCCUUUACAUCAGAACAAUGAGAUUGGUGAGAAACUGAUCGAAUGUAAUGAGUGUGGGAAAGCAUUUAGCCGUGGCUCACACCUUAUUCAGCAUCAGAAAACUCAUACUGGUGAAAAACCAUUUGACUGUAAGGAAUGUGGGAAGGCCUUUAGUCGUGCCUCACACCUUGUUCAACAUCAGAGAAUUCAUACAGGUGAGAAACCUUAUGAUUGUAAGGAAUGUGGGAAGGCCUUUGGUCGUACUUCAGAACUUAUUCUACAUCAAAGACUUCAUACUGGUGUCAAACCCUAUGAAUGUAAAGAAUGUGGAAAGACCUUUAGACAGCAUUCACAACUUAUUCUGCAUCAAAGAACUCACACAGGUGAGAAACCCUAUGUGUGUAAAGACUGUGGGAAGGCUUUUAUUCGUGGCUCACAACUUACUGUUCAUCGGAGAAUUCAUACGGGUGCAAGACCCUAUCAGUGUAAAGAAUGUGGGAAAGCCUUCAGACAGCAUUCACAGCUUACUGUCCACCAGAGGAUUCAUACUGGUGAGAAACCCUAUGAGUGUAAGGAAUGUGGGAAGGGCUUUAUUCAUAGCUCAGAAGUUACUCGACAUCAAAGAAUUCAUUCUGGGGAGAAACCCUACGAAUGUAAGGAAUGUGGGAAGGCUUUUAGACAACAUGCACAGCUUACACGACAUCAGAGGGUUCAUACUGGUGACAGACCCUAUGAAUGUAAGGACUGUGGGAAGGCCUUUAGUCGUAGUUCAUACCUUAUUCAACAUCAAAGAAUUCAUACAGGUGACAAACCCUAUGAAUGUAAGGAAUGUGGGAAAGCCUUUAUCCGUGUUUCACAACUGACUCAUCAUCAACGAAUUCAUACUUGUGAGAAACCCUAUCAGUGUAGGGAAUGUGGAAUGGCCUUUAUUCGUAGUUCACAACUUACUGAACAUCAGAGAAUUCAUCCUGGUAUCAAACCUUAUGAAUGUAGAGAAUGUGGGCAGGCCUUUAUUCUUGGCUCGCAGCUCAUCGAACACUACAGGAUCCAUACUGGUUAGAAAGCCUUGAAUGUUAAGGGUAUAGGAAAGCCUUUACAUGGAUUUCACACCUGACUCAAUAUUAGGUAAUGUGUAAUGUAAUGUGAUUAAUGUCAGAAAACCCUCACUUGUCAUUUCCAUUACGGAACAUGGGAUUAUUCCUACCAGAAGAAAAUUCAAUAAAUGCAGGAAUUCUUUUUGCCUCACACUCACUGCUUACUAAGCAUCAGAAAACUUAUGCUGAAAAAAAUAUUAAUGUGACUAUAGAAAACCUUUCUGUUGCCACACAAAAUGUGUUAAACUUCUGAGAAUUCCUAAGAGAAAAUGACCCUAUUAAGGUAUUUUCUGAAUGUGCCUUUUACCAUGAUAUACAUAUUAUUUAGUAUUAUCUCAGUUCCACCAGUUACCGACUGUAUAGCAUUGAACAAAUUAUGCAAUCUUCCUGUUUCUCAGUUUACUUAUUUUUAAGCAGUAAUCAUUAUACUUACCUGAUAGAGUUCUCCUGAGGACUAUCAGAUAUUUUUUAUAAACCCUAUAUAUAGUUCAAUAAAUAUUAGUUAUUGUUGUUAAUUUAUAACAGUAUUACUGUUAAGGAGUUCAUGUAAGAGAAGGGCCUUAUGAAUGUGCCAAAUAACAAAAAGCCUUCAUAACCACUUGCUAACAAUAAUUCAUUCUGGAAAACAGUAGUAAAGUAUAAUUAGCAUAAGAAGGUCUUCAUGAUAUUGAAAGCUAGGAAGUCACAAGAUUAGAAAUUAACAGAAGAGUAGCCAAAAGAAAUCGACCCACUUAGAAAUCUAAAGCCACUUCCAAGUAUAACUCAAGAGCAGUCAAAAAAUUCUAUACAUCAAAACCAGUUCCGUACAGCCAAAGCUAUGUUCCUGUCACCCCAGGAUUGAAGGUAAGGGCUUUGUUCUCCAAAUGUAGAUCUCCAGCACUUACUCAUUGCCAGUCACAUACUAAGCCUAUUGAAUGGAUGAAUGGUCAACUCUAAAAAUUAGAGGGAAAUUACCACAUAAACCCGUAUCAAUAGUAAGAAUGAUAAUUAAAAAUAAGAAGUAAAAAACAACAGUAGGCUGAAUCUGAAGGUUGUUUAUUUAACAAUAUUAUAAGAUGGAAGACUGACAACUCUGAACUAGAAGAAAAACAUUUAGCCUUAUGAGUAAGGAAGGGGUGGGUAUUUCUUUUAAAUAGCUACUAUGCCUGGCUUUAAUGUAUUUGGAAAUUUAAAGAGAAUGGAUUUUUACAAAAGUAUCAAAACUGGUUUAAGAAGACAUGGAAUACCUGAAUGAUUGUAGAAGGACAUAAAAAGACAUCAAAGCUCUUCCCUUUAAAAACAGUUUAGCCUACUAAAACUUCAAGGAACAGAUAGAUAAUCCCUGAGAGAAGCUUGCCAGUUCAUUUCCAAGGCUAAAUAAAACUAUGAUAAAAAAAAAAAAAAAGGAUAGCUCCCAAGAAACAAAUUGUAGAUGAUCAUCAUUUGUGAAAAUAAAUAUAAAUAAAAUUGCUGCUAAUUGAAUCCAAUCUCUUCAAAGUUAGAAGCUAAUUUAAAAAAAUUAAUGUUUAUUUUUGAGAAAGAGUGCGAGUGGAGAAGGGACAGAGAGAGAGAGAGAGAGAGAGAAUCUGAAGCAGGCUCCAGGAUCUGAGCUGUCAGCACAGAGCCUGACAUGGGGCUAAAGUUAGAAGCUAAUUUUAAAUAGAAUGUCUAGAAUUUCACCUGUCGUGGAUUAAUUAUGUUUUCAGAAUUUUGAUAUAACUCCAGGAGAUGACAAUGGUAGGGGAGAGAGCCCUGAUCCAACCCUAGUGGUAAAUGGAUCAGAGCCUGUGAAUGAAUCUGGGGAAUCUUAAGGAAACAUCCCCUCAGUCCAGGCAGUGGCUGGGGCACAGGGCCUGUUGUGUCCCGAUGCCAUCCAUCUUCUCAGUCAUCCAGACUGUUGACUAAAGCACCUGUAUUUUCUGCGUGUGUCACUGCCUACACAGGAUUAGGAAGUAGUGUUCUGUAUGUCAUUUUACUUUAAGUGGUUUAACGAUUACAGUGUACAUUUGGAGGAGUUCAAAGCUAUGACGUUAAAAAGUGUCGCUUUGAAUAGUAACAGCACACUCAUAGGAUAAAUAUCUUAAAGUUACAAUUUGGUAUAUAAUCUCUACUCCAUCUCUGCUGUUACUCUAUGUACCUAUCACUGCUGUCAAGUUCUUGUGUGUACUGCCUGAUUUUUAUGUUUGCCUAAGUGUAGACAUACACAUAACACUCUUUAUAAAAAAGAUUUUUACAUAAAUGGUAGCAAAUUUCUAUACUUGUUAUUUUUGCUUAUCCAUACACCUUGAAAUUGGAUCAUAUUGAUACAUAUAUAGCUGCCUUAUUCUUCCUUAACAGCUGCAUAGUAUAUGUGUUUCAUAAUUUAUCCUGUCAAUUUAGUUUUUUCCAUUAUUUUUGCUUUCAAACAAUUGUAUAAUAAAUAUCCUUGCACAUAAA
Messenger RNA from Neofelis nebulosa (Clouded leopard), 4818 nucleotides. It is a transcript of the gene ZNF565, whose product is annotated as zinc finger protein 565. The record is from RefSeq and is a predicted model, not a curated record. Gene Ontology annotation, biological process: regulation of transcription by RNA polymerase II; central nervous system development. Bases 867 to 2369 code for a protein of 500 amino acids. Gene Ontology annotation, cellular component: nucleus. The transcript has 8 exons. NCBI's taxonomy places the organism in Eukaryota, Metazoa, Chordata, Mammalia, Carnivora, Felidae. Gene Ontology annotation, molecular function: DNA-binding transcription factor activity, RNA polymerase II-specific; RNA polymerase II cis-regulatory region sequence-specific DNA binding.